Molecule: messenger RNA, 256 nt
Organism: Acanthoscelides obtectus
Lineage: Eukaryota; Metazoa; Arthropoda; Insecta; Coleoptera; Chrysomelidae
Source: the annotation of a GenBank genome assembly
GUGAAUGUUUGUUUUUAGUGACGUUAAAGAUUAAUAAGCUGUUGUUUUAUGUGAUAUUUGUUUAAAAAUGGUUGAAUCUUGCAGUGCGGUCAAUUGUUGCAAUAGACGCAGAAAAGAUGUGAAAAUGAAGUUUCACAGGUUGGUUUUAAUCAUCUCAUUCAUUUAUGUGUGAGAAUUACCAGUUAAUUGGUAAUUCGAGAAAAUAUCUGGAUUUUUAGGAUACUUACAGAUCCUAACAUGAGGAAGUUGUGGUUAC